CCUGCCUGUAGAGUUCACUAUUCACUACUACCUUUUUAAGCCCUUGACAUUACUUCUCAGCUCGUCGAUCUGGUUGUAAGAUCACCCUGGUCAUAAAAAGCCGAGGAUCCGCCUAGAUAUGGCACCUGCCAAACGGGGUCCUAGCGUACCUCGUCCUGGAGCGGACUGGACGUGGACGCCCGAGAUAGACUCGCUCGACAGGGAUCUCACGCAGGAACACCUCGAACGGGCGUUGGGACUGAGGAGCGGGAGGAGGUGUGAGAACAAGGUCGCAGUGGCUUUGGAGUUGGAAAGAGCUCGGAGGGGGGAUGACGACGAAGAUGAGGAUGAGAUCGAGGAUGACGAGGAUGAACAAGAAAAGGGGAAGAAGGAAGACGGGAAGGCCCAGGAAGUGGAAGUGAUCGACAUCGAUGCGGAAGACGGUGAACUGAAAGUACGAUUCCAAACCACGAGGAAACGAACAGCAUUCUCUUCCCGAGGUCGAGGCGGAGCUAGCCGAGGUGGAACACGGAAGUCCCCCACCACCAAUGCCACCACUACCAACUCUGCACCUGCUCUUACGGCAUCAUCGUUGAGAAAGAGGACCAAAAUCAACUCCGCCUCGAAGAACGGAGCAGUAGGGCCCCCUUGUACGACCAAUUGGUGCAAAGGAAACUUGUUGUGCUUGAAUUCUGUUGGAGGAAAACAGUGGUUAGAUCCCGCUGCCAAAGAAACCUUCUUCCGGCUUCAUAAACUCGGUCCAAACCCGGGACUGGAACAGCGGGAUCCGGUUUUGCCGGUUGGAUUGAGAAAUUUGGGGGCGACUUGUUACGCGAACGCUUUCCUUCAGCUAUGGUACAGGAUCUUGCCGUUCAGAGCGGCCGUCUAUGCAUGUGCCACGGACCCGAAAAUGCCUAGCACUAGCCCUUGCUUUCAACUCGCACUCACCUUCACGGGCUUGCAGAAAUCCGCUCGGUCUGUGUUCGACCCAGCUGGGCUGGUCGAGGCUUUGAGGUUGGAAAAGGGGGAUCAACAAGAUGCUAGCGAGUUUUCGAAAUUGUUCAUGGCAUUGUUGCAAACCGAGUUUAGCAAGAAUGAAGAUGCAAAAGUCAAGUCUGUCAUCAAUGACCAGUUUGAGGGCAAGUUGAAGUAUAGGACAGAGUGUAUGACUUGUGGCUAUGUCAGUGAACGACCGGAGAACUUCCUUGAGCUGGAGAUCAGCAUGGAGGGUUCCGAAUCAAGCCUGAUCAACCGCUUGCAAAAGUCACUGGAGGCCGAAACGCUAGACGGAGACAACCAAUACCGAUGUUCGCGUUGCGACCAACUUCGGGACGCCCGACGAUCCGUUCAGAUCGACUCGGUACCGCCUACCUUGAAUUUUAGCUUGCUACGCUUCGCCUUCGAUCCCAAGACGUUUGAUAGGAAGAAGAGCAAGACGACGAUCAAAUUCCCGCCGAGAAUCAAUAUGAGACCGUAUAUGAGCGAUACGGAGGGGAAAGAGCUUUGGUACGAGCUGAAAGGUGUGAUUGAACACAAGGGAACGAGCGCGCACCAUGGUCACUUUGUGGCCAAGGUUUACGAUAGCGAAGCACAACAAUGGAUUCUUUGUGACGACGAGACGACUACCAAGAUACGACCGAUGACGACUCUUCCAGUAAUGCAAGGCAACGGCACGACUAGUAACGAAGCGAUCCUGAUUGACGAUCCGAUCGAGGAUGACGAUGACGCGGACGAGCUCAAUCUGAAGAGCGGCGCAACAAACGGCAAACGCCCUCUUCCAAAGAACCACGCUCGCAGGAGCAAAAGUCGAGAUGACGAAGUGAUCGUGAUCGGGAGCCGAUCAAGACAAAAGAGCACGACAGCCGAGGUUCCAGCUCAAUUACAUAAAAGCCAACAGGCAUAUAUGCUUGUUUAUGGCCUGGCAAGCGAUGAUGAUACGGAACACAAUCCUGUCUCAAUACCAGCGAAGCGGACUGUUGAACAGAUUGAAGCUCAGAACCUCGCUUGGGAGGCUGACGGAGAGGCAUUCGAGAAAAAACAGGCAGCGCUUGCCGCCGAAUUCGACCGCAUCAAACAAGCUAAGAUUGAUAUUGUAUCUACUUGGGAUGUUGAGGCAGAAGAGGACGGCCGCUUCGUCUACCUCAAAACUUUAGUCAAUUGGGUUGAACGAGGAUUGAUCGAGAGACCAGACGUGAUACCAAAAGCAUCGCAACAGCGGGUAGAUUCGCGGAUUGAUCUGGUUAUGAACGAAGAAGAGCAGAUCAACGGAAAACCGGUUGGUAUGGCAAGUGGCGACGCAGAGGUUACCAAUGGACAGAAGGAGGUACCACCCCCAGAAAGGAGCGCGAACUCAGACGUGAAAGAUGAAACGGUACAAGUAGACGAUGGCGAAGUUGAGAUGAAACCUCCAGCUAUGGAGACGAUUGAUGGAGCCAAGGAGAACGAUAAAACGCCCCCAGUCACCGAGCCUAGCGACGACUCGGAUCCUCUGCGGUGUGCCCUGUCAAAUAGGAGGAUUCGCUGUGUCCACCACAAACUGAACCCGGAUAAGGGCUAUGACAUGCGUUACAUUUCAAAGGAGGCCCAUGAUAGGAUGAAGGCCUUGGGAGCGAUAUUCGAUUAUGACUUUGGCAAAGAAGACAUCUGCAAAAUCUGUGUAACCGAAGAGUACAAUCGGCUUGACGACGAUGAUGUGCAUUGGGACGCAGUUCAGGAGUUCAAAGCAGCACGCGAAAUGAAACCGUCGCAGACGGACGUCGCUUUUUUGGUUUCUUCACAGUGGCUGAAAGCUUGGCGUAAGGAGAUAUGGCGAGAUCUUAAAGACGAAAAGGGAAAAGAUUGGUGGGAUCGGUGUAAAGCCGAAAUCUAUUGCCUGCAUCAAGCUGCCAAAACCCCCGAUCAGCGUGGAUCAUGUGAGAUGGUCAAUAGCAUGGCUCAUGCCAUUCUGCUAAGCGAUGAUCCAGACGCGAUCGCAGUGUCGUCAGCCGAUGAGUGUAGACAAUGUGGUGAAGAAGAAGAGAAACUCAAAAUUGCCAAAUCUGGCGACAUCCGUCAAGCCGAGACCGAGCAGGCUCUUCUCAAGACGGUGCUGCGAAAAAAAGACGGCGACGGGAUCGUCCUAGUGGACGACGUUGAUAAUUACAUCAUCCCUACGUCCUUCUUCCGCAAUUGGCAGAGUUACGUCAAAGAUCCGGUGCACAACCCUCGACCGUCUCUGUCCAACGAGCCCUUCUUAUGCGCGCAUGGUCAAAUUAAUGUCGACUUUGGCUACAACCCGGACAAAAGAUCGACCAUACUAUAUACCCUCUUACCGUCUGACUGGCAACAAUUGCAAAGCUUGUAUACCAUGAAGGACAACGAAAUCAUCACGGUUCACCCUUCUCGAAGCGGGAAGUUUGGGGCGCUUCCCGUGGUCAACAAGGAACUCUGCAAGCCUUGUUGGCAAGAACGGAUCACGGGAAAUGCCGAAAAGAUCAGACUCUGGGUCAGGCUGGCGGAGGAUGGGUUAAAAGUUCCAGGGGAACCGAGUGCUCCAGAAGAGAACGCGAUGGAAGUGGAAGAGCCCCGACAAGACGUCAAGAAGCAGUCAAACGGGUCGGGGCGGAGGAAAUCGCCCAUCGAGAUCGACGCAAACGAAUCAUCGGCGGCAACGCGCCGCUCGAACAGGUUGAUCGAUCGAGGUAGCAAGGUGAAAGAGGAGGCGUUUACUUUGCGCAAGCACGAGACUUUGCUCGACCUGAAAAAGGAGAUCGAAUACGCCUGGCAUAUUCCAGCUUUUUACCAACGACUUCAUCACGAUGGCCACGAUAUUGACGAUAACACGAUGACGAUCACCGGCGCUAGUCUCGUGUUUGACGCUGUUGUCUAUGUCAAGAACUGUGCCGAGGAGAUGCACGGAGACAUGGACGACAUCGAGCAUGUACCUUCGACACGAGCGGAGCGAGCUGCUGGCGGAUUUCACAAUACUCUCUUACAUGGCUUGCCCGUUGACGAAUCGAGCAGCGAAGAACCAACGGAGGCUGCACCCGAGGUGGAGAUGGACGAGACCGUGCCCGAAUCGAAAGCAUGUCCUGCAUGCACUUUUAUCAACCAGCCCGGAUUUCUGAUCUGUGAAAUCUGCGAAGCGCAGCUCUAACGACACGACUCAUACUACCUACCACACCUGAUCUCCCAUAUUCUAACUCCGAGGGACUUUCAUGUCUCUAAUCUACACUGCCCUCGAGGAUUCGGUAACCCUGCCAACACUUUGU
Filobasidium floriforme is the source of this 4229-nucleotide messenger RNA. RefSeq lists its product as uncharacterized. Gene Ontology annotation, molecular function: cysteine-type endopeptidase activity; cysteine-type deubiquitinase activity. The coding region runs from base 119 to 4114 and encodes 1331 amino acids. The record is from RefSeq and is a predicted model, not a curated record. Gene Ontology annotation, cellular component: nucleus; cytosol. The transcript is spliced from 26 exons. Gene Ontology annotation, biological process: protein deubiquitination. NCBI's taxonomy places the organism in Eukaryota, Fungi, Basidiomycota, Tremellomycetes, Filobasidiales, Filobasidiaceae.